GAGUCACCUGCUGCAAGUCCAUACUUCAAUCCUAGUAGAGACUGAGGCUAUCUGGAGGCAGGCUGCUGCUGCCACAGCUGUCUGUGAAUGGAGCGUCCAGGAAGGAGGCAUAAACCGGGCCGGGGCGGCGGUGCCAACAUUCUUGCGGACCCCCACGGUGAUCCAGCCCCACCUGGACAUGAAGCCCUUCCUGCAGUUCCCCAUGGAGACCCCCCCUCCUCCGCACAGCAUGAGCCUCUUCCACAACUUCAACACGAUGGACCCGGUGCAGAAGGCCGUAAUCAAUCACACCUUUGGAGUUCCACUGGUCAAGACCAAGCGACCAGUCAUCUCCUGUAACGUCUGCCAGAUCCGCUUCAACUCAGAGAGCCAGGCAGAAGCCCACUACAAAGGAAACCGCCAUGCCAGGAGAGUCAAAGGCAUCGAGACCUCUAAAAGUCGUCCUCAGGAGGGGGACAAGCCUCAUACUGUGGCCCCCACCACCUCUCCGUCUCCGCCAGGAGCCCCUGGCACUUCCCCUGACAGUGAGCCCAGCAAACAGGAUGAAACACGGCCUCUGUCACAGUUAAAUGGGCCCCUGCUGGCCCCGGGGCCGCUUCCCCCUCUGACCACCCCGCCUACCCCGCCUAUGGACUCCCCCGUGCCCUCAGUGUGCCCCCUCCUGCCCACCCCCACUCCUCCCUUGGUCCCCCCUUCCUCCUCCUCCCCAGGCUGCAGCAGUGGCAGCGCCAUCUCAGAGCAGCCUGGAUCUCUACCCCCGGUUUCAGGAGUCGCCGGCCCUCCGGCCUCCAGCAGCCCGUCCAAUCCAGAGACAGAGGAGGACAAGGCUAAGAAGUUGCUGUACUGCUCAUUGUGCAAGGUGGCUGUCAAUUCCUUGUCACAACUGGAGGCUCACAACAAAGGUACCAAACACAAAACUAUCUUGGAGGCACGGAGUGGGCUGGGCCCCAUCAAGGCAUAUCCUCGCCUGGGACCCAAGCCCAGUGGAGAGCAGGGAGGGGGGCCAGUGGACCCUAACACUCAGGAACGAACCUUCCACUGUGAGAUCUGCAAUGUGCGGGUCAACUCUGAACUGCAACUCAAACAGCACAUAUCAAGUCGAAGGCAUCGGGACGGCAUGGCGGGCAAGCCAAAUCCCCUCCUCAGCCGACACAAGAAGCACAGGGGAGCUGAUCUGACGUCUUCUUUGACCUUCUCAAAGGAUCUCACCAAAGCUUUGGGUGCAGGGCUGUUGCCCAACCCCUUGGCUGUUGCUGCAGCAAUGGCCGCUGCAGCCUCCUCGAACCAGCUGGCUCUCCGUGCAGCAGCUCCUGCACCCCAUCCGCACCAUCACCUAUUGCAAGGCCCGCCUCUCAGCCACGCCAUCCUGAGACCCGCUCCCGGGCCCAUCCGCACCACCCAUGGGCCAAUUCUCUUCUCCCCUUACUGACACAUCCCCCUCUGACUUCGGCCAGUCAGGAGCAGCCACUCCAAAAGCACACUGUGAAGAUACAAACAUGAUCAACAAACUGCAAUUGAUAGGGGAAAAAAUCCAACCAUUUAAAUACAUAACUGAGAGAAAAGCAAGGGAAAGGAGCAAUGGAGAGGAGUAGAAUUAUAUGUCUCUCUUUUUUUCCCUUUACCUGAAACUCUCCCUCCAUUUCAAAGACUUCUGAGUGACCCACAGAUGGAAUGAGCAGAGGAGAGAUACUCAUUAUGCAUUGAACUCCCUUGUGCAUCUCUUACCUCCCCUGGUCCCUCUCCCUUGCACUGUGGCCCUGUCAUGGUCGCCUCAAUAGUUACAGAAGAGACACAUGCAGACCUUUCUAGAAACAUUAAACCACAUGUAGUGUUACAUAAUUAUUCUGGGCCAGGUUGGUUUUCUCCUGUCAUCAUGGCUCAACGUGUUCUUCUCAUCCUAUGCACCUCAAAAACCAAGACAAUAAUGUUAUGUCAGUAGGGUAGCUGCUUCCAUCGGUCUUUGCUGUAUGCACCACAUGUAGCUGUGGUAGCCUCCACGGUACUGUACAUGUCCUCCUCUGCGCCGGAGGCCAGCAACUCUUCAGUUUGUGACACUAGGUCCUCGCUAGAUACAACAUGACUUGUGCUGACAGGCAGGUGAUAGCCCCAUCUGAACUUGUCGGACGGUUGGGGGUUGAGAGAGCAGAAAAGUGACUGUGGGGCAUUGCACUCCCCUGCCAUUUCCUGAGAGGGUGAGGUGAGAGGAGGGCUGGCACGGGUCAGUGGAUGGAUUGACCCCAGGCAGCAUGCAGACACACACAGGCCUGAACGAUUCUGUGUUUUAAAAUAGAUUGUACCAACAAAAAUUGCCACAGGGCACAUCUGCCAACCUCCAUAACAGUCAGAGCAGAGCCUCACCGAAAGGGAGAGAGGAUGGGAGAAACAGCAAAAAUCACACAUUGGUACAUACUGUACUCCUGUAUUUGAUAAACGAUCACAAUCUGUAGCUUAGUAUGCCUUUGAUGGCAAGAAUUUGUGCUGCUACUUAUAGCAACAGGAAAUAUUUUGUAAAGGAGAGAGCAUAGUUCACAAGCAUCUGGGGAGAGUUCACAUCCAGCAAUUAGAAAGAAGAUUAGCAACAUCCUCACAUCUCCCUGGUCCCUGUCAGGCUGAUUCACAGUGUAGGUGGGGAGGUAUGACUUAGGUGAAGACCCUGUGUACUGAUGUAUUUAUGUCAUUUCUGCAUGCAGCCUCGCAAAAGGGUCCUGCGGGGUCAGGCUUCUGCAUCACUGGGUUGACCUCGUCCAUUCUCACCUCCCCCAUCUCCAAAGGUUCACAUGAGUCUAUAGCAGAGGGCACAUCGACACUGGCAACCAUAAUGCUGGAAAGGAUUAUGCUGAAAGGGAACAAAUUAUAGAGAGGAAGAUGAAAGCCAAAUACAUUUGUGGAGAGAUGAUCUUGAGCCGGAGUGACAACUGAGCCAGAGGUCCAUUGAAGCUGCCCGGAGCGUGAGCUGAGACGUCCAGUCCAAGGCAACUAUCUAUUGAUACUUCCUGUCUUACAACUGAAAGCCAUGAAACGCACCAUGAUUUGUUUUCUUUUACAAAGACUGGUGAGCACUUUGUUUUGUUUGUUUUGGACUGUUGUUUCAAGUUUAUAUCAUACAUGAAAAAAGAGCAAAAUAGAAAACACAAUAAAAAAUAUUUUUGUAGGUAGGAAAUGUUCAUAACUGCACCCAUGGGAGGGAAAAGAAGGAGGCGGUGGAAUUAUUGGAGCGUGGGUUAUAUAAGUGUUGACCCAGACAAACUGACAUACAGACAGAUCAACUGACUCAGCGGGGAGCCACAAAAGCUAGCUAUAAGCAGUAACAGACCUAUCUUGCUCAACGGCUUGAAACUAUCACCCUUUUCUGAACGAGAUGUACACUGUGCCCUUUCAUUGAGAAGCAAUGAGCUCUAAUGUCUUACCUUUGUCUGAAUAUUGCAAUGCAAUGAGCAAUUUUUAUCAGAGUGACUUGUUAUCAUUGUGACAUGUUGUGACAUAUUGUCUGGAGUUGUGUGUAAACCGGGAGCACGCCAGCUGACAGACUUUUCUGUUCUUCCGUGAGGAGUACAAGCCCUCAAAGGGAUUGCGAGAGGGACAAAGAGAGACAGAGGUGUAGCUGGGCUUAGGGACCGACCCUUCAUAUUAAAGGGCCUUUUUACUAUGGUAAUCUCUGCUUGGGGAACAGGGUACAGCGCCAGGUAUCAAGGGAUUAAAGCUAGAUUUGUUCAACAGGCUUAUUUUUUAGUUGGACUUGAGUUGCAUUAUUUUUCUUUUCUGUGCGUGAGAAAUGUGUUAAAGUGAAAAUCCUGAGGAACAUUAUCAAUGCCAUUACUUAAAGAAGAAGCUGGCUUGGUGUCAGCUUCCACCGUUGUGCUCUUUUUUUUUGUUGUUGUUGCUGAACGAAAUCUUCUUUGCUGAGUUUGUUUUGUGAGUGAGAUACUAUUCCAGGAUCCGUGCUCUCCUUCCUGUUGGUGUGUGUACCAUAUGUAUUCUAGUGUGUGUUGGGACCUGCUCUCUCCCCACUUCCCACCAAUCAGAGACAGAGGCAACCUGGAGCUAUAAAGUGGCCUAACACAAUACUGGAGGCAAAAAACCUGCACAUUUGGGUGCAGGUUUUUUGGGUUGGGGGAUUGAUCAAUCAUCUGAUUCAGAGACUUGAUCAAUGACCCAAUCUAAUCAAAGUACUGCAAUCUUGUCCCUGGUAGGUCAGUCAAGUAGCAACACUACAGAUAUGUUCAUAUUGUCCUUGAUAUGUUCAUACUGUGGUAAGUCCCACUGAUUCAUCCUCAUUAUUCACAUAUGGGAAAUAAAUGUUAGAUUCCUAUUUUCUGGGCAGGUAUUUCAUGUUAGCUGUGUUUAGGCUACUAGCCUUAGCCUUAUUCUGCCCUCAGUCUCUCCCAGAGCAGAGAGAGAGAGAUGGAGAGGCUAUGGCGUAAUUUUGUCUUGCCAAUAAAGUUAUUUUUGAAUUUCAUUGUCAGAGGGACAAAGAGUUUGUAUGGCGAAUUGUAGCAAUACCUGACUCAUUCUGGCUACUCUUGUUUAUUGCAAUAAGAAAAUUAAACAAUAAAUGUGUAUGUGAGUAAAACAUUAUAAAUGUAAUUUAAAUGAAAAAGAAACUUUAUGGUAAAUACUAUUGGUAUCAAGAGAAACCAUGGUGGAAAAAAGUAAAUGUCAAUAAAUCAUUAA
This is a messenger RNA of Thunnus maccoyii (southern bluefin tuna), 4671 nucleotides long. RefSeq names its product zinc finger protein 385A (gene znf385a). Gene Ontology annotation, cellular component: nucleus. Lineage: Eukaryota; Metazoa; Chordata; Actinopteri; Scombriformes; Scombridae. Gene Ontology annotation, molecular function: zinc ion binding; nucleic acid binding. The coding region runs from base 179 to 1429 and encodes 416 amino acids. The record is from RefSeq and is a predicted model, not a curated record. The transcript is spliced from 8 exons.